Homalodisca vitripennis (glassy-winged sharpshooter) is the source of this 9583-nucleotide messenger RNA. RefSeq names its product mediator of RNA polymerase II transcription subunit 12 (gene kto). NCBI's taxonomy places the organism in Eukaryota, Metazoa, Arthropoda, Insecta, Hemiptera, Cicadellidae. Gene Ontology annotation, molecular function: transcription coactivator activity. The coding region runs from base 404 to 7003 and encodes 2199 amino acids. Gene Ontology annotation, cellular component: mediator complex. The record is from RefSeq and is a predicted model, not a curated record. The transcript is spliced from 43 exons. Gene Ontology annotation, biological process: regulation of transcription by RNA polymerase II.
UGUCAGUACCAUAACCAUUUCAGUCAUAGUCAGUAUUGGUGGAAGUAGUCCUUUCCUAUUUGUUGUUAUUGGAAAUCUCUGUAUGAGACAACUUCAUACCCUAGGCCUAGUAUAACAAAUUGAAUUUGAAAUUCAAUUUCUAACUGACUUAAUAAAAGUAUUCUUUUAAGACAGCCUGUCUCCUCUGUGUUGAAAUAUGAUAUAGCUUGUUUGAACUAGUUUCAUUAUAAACUUUUCUGAGAUUUUAUUUUUAAGUGCUAAUCAUCCUCCCUGUGACGAGGGAUAAAUUCGAAUCAAGUGAUAGGUCUAGAUGUGUAAUAUAGUAGGUCACGAGUAAAAUCCGACAUCUACGUUUACGUGUUGUCUUAUACCACCUGAAGAUAGUUGGGUGAUAUUUUUCAAAAUGAUGGGAUUUUCUUAUGAGAAACGAUACCUAAAACGACCCAGGCUAGGCCCUCCAGAUGUUUAUCCUCAGGAGCCAAGGCAGAAGGAGGAUGAGUUAACCACAGUGAAUGUAAAACACGGUUUCACAAUAGUACCCCAAUUACCUGAUGAAUUCGGGACCGCAAGGAACUGUAACAUUACUGCUCUCAAGGUUGGACAAUACUUCAAUGCAAUUUUGGGGAAGAAGGAUGAACUUAAUACGCUACCCGAUCCUGGCAGGAAAAGACAGCAGAUCAAUCCAAAGGAUAAUUUUUGGCCAGCUACAAAUCGUUCAAAAGCUGCUAUUGAAACAUGGUUCAAAGACUUGGCAGGAAGCAAACCAUUAUUGAGUCUAUCGAAAAAGGCUCCUAAUUUCAAUAAGAAGGAAGAGAUAUUCCCAUUGCUAUGUGAAUACCAGGUCCCACUCAUGCGGGCUGCCUGGUUCAUCAAGCUCAGUUCUGCCUACACUGUUGCAAUAUCGGAAGCCAAAAUAAAAAAACGGCAAAUGCCUGAUCCUACUCAAGAGUGUUGCUGGAGAAGAAGCUUAAAUGUAAACAAGAGUAACACUUCCCCAACCCUCCUUUUAGCUCCUUUGCCAUCUACUCUUCCUUCUAUCCCAUCUGUUAUAAUCGAGUGGACAGGAACCCUUUUAAAGUUCAUGAAGGAGCAAUUGUGCAAGCCUCUAUCGGAUUACUAUACAAGUAGUAGUACCACCAUCAUGAGUGAUGAUCAGAAACUGGCUCUACGACAGUGGCAGUACUGUGUCAACCUCAUCAAACAUAUGUAUCAGGAAGGGCUGUUGGAGAGGCAAGAAACUCUACAGUGGAUUCUAGAACUAUUAGAGCGUCCUUUACGAUCAACAUCUUCAUCAGAAGAUGGACUUUUCCGCCUAUUUCUUCCUCUAGCACUACAAUACAUGGAGGAGUUUGUGCAGUCCGAACUGCUGUCACGCAAGAUAUCCUACCUGUGUUCCCGCAAGAUCUCCCAGCUGUGCAGUGGUGAGCCUCAGAGUGGUGGUGGUGUCUCCCCCAACUCACCGGCCAUACAUAACACUCCCACUAAUAGUGGUAACACUCAGAGUUCCACUGGACAGCAACAGUCGUCCAACAGCUUGAUUGCUACACAAGGAGGUACUAAUACAGCCAACACACUUAGUGUCAUGUUCAACGAGUACCUGAGUUGUCCUCACCAUCGAGACUUGAUCCUUGGUCUCAGUGCAAUCUUGCAGGUUGUAACACUGGAGUGUCCUACUGCGCUGGUGUGGAACUGUAUAGGAGAGGGCAAGUCUACAUCUGUGCUGAAUGGCUCCCCUCUAGACCACUUACCGUGCUCUCCAGCUGCUCUCCCCAUGCCCCAACGUUCAACCAACCCUCACGUCAGGAACCAGUUGAAGCUCGGUGAAGAGCUGAUCAAACAACGCAGUCAGGCUGCGGAAGGCCGGUGGUCCUGUGACAAGUGGCAACAGUCCUCUGCAGGUGUGACGACGGUGAAGGUGCUGAAUGCCCUGGACGCCUUGGACAGGCACAGUUUCGAGCGUGUGGAUGCAGGUAACUCUCUGGACACAUUGUAUGCCAAGAUUUUCCCAGCUGCCAACAGUACUACUUCCAAAGACAGCCCUACGACCAAUCAAGAGGAGACAAGAGUGGUUUAUUCAGUGUCACAAGACAAAGCAGUGGUGGAGAUCCUGUGUCAGUGGGCAGUUAGUGGGAUGAGGUAUGGUGAGCAUAGAGCCAUGGCUGUUGCCAAACUGCUGGAGAAGAGACAAGCGGAGGUCACUAGUGGAGCUGGUAAUGGAGAGUCAGACACUGGAGAUGACAAGGACUCCACCAACUCGGUUCCAACCGGCCUGCCAGUUUUCCAGACUCUACUUAUGAGGUUUCUUGACUACGAUGCCCCUGUUCUAGAUGAGAACCCUAGUCAAGCUAACCGCACAAUGUUCACCAACCUCGUGCACCUAUUCGCCGAGCUGAUUCGGCACGAUGUCUUCUCUCAUGAUGCUUAUAUGUGUACCCUGAUAUCUCGAGGAGACCUCAAUGUGGCCAACCCCCCAGUUGGAAGCACCACCCCACACCCAGCCAGCAACAAGCCUGCAGCCACACCCAUGGAAGAUGACUCUGGGCUCUUUGAUAUCAAGCCCAAGAUAGAGCCGAACCGAACCAUGGACUAUGAUGACAGCAAAAUUGAUGAUGAUCUUGAUAAACUCCUUCAACACAUAAAGGAAGAGCAGCAGAACUCUAUGGAUGCUCCGGAUUCUCCGAAGGAUGAUUCUGGUACGUUGGUCCCUGGAGGGAUUGGCAAUGUCAACCCACUGGAGACAGAGGGUGUAGGUUCUGCUGAUGUCAAGGGCAAGCCUUCUAGACAUCUUCUCUACACCACACACUUUCCUCUACCUCAGGAUGAGAGUAGCAGUCACGAUUGUAACCAGCGACACGUGUUGUUAUAUGGUGUCAACAAGCUGAGAGAUGAAGCUCGGCAUACUGUCAAGCGUAUCAGCAAAGAUAUCUGCAAACUGUUCAGCAAAAAGUUCAGCAUAGACGUGGCAGAGGGUGGUAAAGUGAAGAAACAUUCUCGUAAUGAGUUCAACUUUGAGUCCACCACAUCCAGAGUCCAGGCAUUGUCAUUCUUUGACCAACAUGUUGUUACCUGGCAGUGUAGCGUCACUGUGCUGGAAAUGAUCAACACCUUUGCCUCAGGUAAUUCGAACUACUUGCCCGUCCAAGAACAUGUUGCAUUUCUGUUCGACUUGAUGGAACUUGCUCUCAAUAUUGAUGGGCUCAUUGAUGUCUGCAUUCAGAUCCUGAAGGAGGUGCCGGAGGUGGAGGCUCAGUUAGCUGCCAAGGGCUCCAAUCUGGUCCGUAUAUACACACCAUCUCUUGUCCUCUACGUUGUUGGAGUUCUGCGCAGAUACCACUGCUGUCUGUUAUUGUCAUCGGAACAGACUGUAGCCGUGUUUGAGGCUCUUUGUCGUGUGGUGAAGCAUGUGUCGAACCCUGGAGACUGCUGCAGUGUGGAACGCUGUGUGCUGUCCCACCUGUAUGACCUGUACUCCAUGUGUUCCUUACUCAAGUCUAGACCACACGGUGGUGAGCCCUUCAGCAAUGCCUACCCCAAGAUUAGAGCCGCUCUUUACACCUCCCUGCAGCCUACACCCUCCAACCAUGCGUGCACCACCUUCAUGACCGAUGUCAUCAUGAAUAUUCGCCGGCCCGUGAGGAUAGAACCCAGCUGGGUAAGGCAGCUCUCAGAGUCAGCCAGUAACCGUUACAGUUUUGUCUGCAAUGCUGUUGUGGCUGUUUGUAACGAGACAGACCUGGACAGACUCAACGACUUAGGUCAUCUCUGCGCUGAGCUUACUGCAUGCUGUAAUACUCUCUCACCGGAAUGGUUAGGUGUUUUGAUGGCACUUUGCUACUCAUCCAAUCAUACAUCGUACUUUAUGUACGUUUUGUCUCAUGUUGACAUACAUGAUCUCUCCAUCCACAAUUCUCUGGCUGUCUUCACCUCCAUCCUGAUAGCUCGACAUUGUUUUUCACUGGAAGACUUUGUUGUUCACAUAGCUCUGCCUUCCUUGCUUACUUUAUGUAAAGAAGGCCGGGGAGACGCUGAUGUUGACACAGAAGCUGGAGCCAGACUCACCUGCCAUCUCUUAUUGCGGCUCUUCAAAACCAUUGAGGUUCCUCAACCUGCUCUUUACUCUGUCGGUACAUCUCCCCAUCCUGUACCGAGCAACUCUGUGUACAACAUCAAGCUCAGCUGUGACAGACAUUUACUAGCGGCUGCUCACAACAACAUACAAGUGGGGCCUGUUUUGGCUGUACUUAAGGCUAUACUAGUAGUGGGAGAUGCGACUGCCAAGCGCACAACUGGGUCGUUGUCCAAGAAGUCGGACAGUCAGUCUGGUGGAGUGGUUGGGGGAGUGAAGAGUGAACUCAGUAUCAGUCACAUCCUCGGUACCAGUGAUAUGGGUGGAGAGUUGCUCAUGGACUUGGCGGCCAGUGGAGGAGUAGAUGGUACAGCCCAUAGUCUAUCAGACCUGGCCCAACUGGUACUGCGAGAGAUUUGCAGCCAGGAGUGGGUCCUAGAGAGAUGCCUUCAAAACCCAGAAGAACUCUGUACGCAGGACAUGUUGUUGGACAGCAUGCUUUCACCCAAACAGGCUCAGAGACUCCUACACAUGAUCUGCUACCCUGAUUCAGAUGCCCACUCGGAGAUCAACUUGGACCACAAGUCUAUUAUUGUAAAUAUUUUAGAGAACCUGGACCUGUGGACCCUUAGAAUGUCGUGGCUGGACAUGCAGCUCAUGUACAAGCAGUUGGCUAGUGGCUCCCAGGAGCUGAACCAAUGGUUGGACACUGUAGCGAAAGCUGCAAUUGAUGUUUUCCAGCUCACUGCAGUGACCACUAAUACAGAUGCUGACAGUGACAAGAAGUCAAAGUCUCAAUCCAUGUGGUUAGUUGCUCCUCUUGUGUCUAAGCUGCCGAGUGCUGUACAAGGACGAGUUCUCAAAGUAGCAGGUCAAGUUCUGGAGAGUGGCAGCUGGGGCGGUGGAGGUAAUCAGAGUGGCAACACUCCCAGCAGUCGUAACAAGGAAUCAUCCCGCACACCGCAACACACGCCUCCGCCCCGACAUCCUCCCACACCCUCUCUCUCUCACCACCAGCCCUUCCUCUCUCUCGUCCUCACAUGUCUUAAGGGCCAGGAUGACCAGAGGGAGGGCUUACUUACCUCUCUACAUUCCCAGCUGUCACAGUGUCUUUCCAUCAGCAAGGAUGACAAGAGCCGAGAUGAAUCUCCCAAAGGAAGGGCCUUGAUGCAGGACGCUCUGUUGCUGAGAUUCAGUCUCGUUGGAGGUAUGUUUGACACUAUACAACGGAACAACAACCUCACUACGGACUGGGCAAUACUGCUCGUGCAGCUUAUCACACAUGGAGUCAUUGAUCUCAACAAUAAUGCAGAGCUGUUUAGCACGGUCAUUGACAUGUUGGCUACUCUCAUCCACUCAACUUUAGUGUCAGAUUCACAGUCAGAGAAGGGAGAAGAAAACAGGAAGCACUAUCAGAACCUCAUGAGGAAAUUGAAAAAGGAGGUAGGAGACAAGUCCUCACCGUCCAUACAACACCUGCGCCAGCUGUUACCACUGCCGAAGCAGGUGUGUGAGGUGAUCGCCUGCUCCCCACACGGUCUACUCACUGACAUGAAGGGAAACAAGAUAGCUUUCGACUGUACCGACAAGAUUACUGGCUUGCAAGUGUCAGAGAAGCAGAGGGUGCCACCAUGGGAUCUGCUGGAGGGCCAUAAGAACCCUGCACCUCUAUCCUGGUCCUGGUUUGGAGCUGUGAGGAUAGAGCGCAAGCCUCUGUGGUAUGAAGAGAAUCACAGGCUGCUCAAAUAUCACACACACUCGCUAGUCAAACCCUCCUCCUACUUUCUGGAACCCUUGCCACUGCCCCCUGAGGACCUGGACCCUCCUCAGGAGAAACCAUGUCCGUGUGUUUACUGCAACCAGAUGAAGGCCGGUGUGGUUGCCCCUGGCAUGAUAUCACAAGCCCCGGACACCCCCAACUCUGUGGAACAGUCACCGCGGGGUGCGGGGGGAAAGCGAGGGGCCAAGGCAGGGGCCACUCAGCGUAAACGCAAGCAAGCCAAACCGACUCCACCCGGACACAUGCAGCCUAACAUGCACCCUGUGCAGAACGUGUACUCUCAGCCAGGCAGCCAGCCUAUGCAGUAUCCUAGUGGCACAACAAAUGCUGGUCCUGCACAGACCGGCAUGUAUCCUUGCCAGCCACAAGUGCCGGGACCACAGUGGGGCGGGUACACACAGCAGCCCCCACCACAGCAGCAGCCGCAGAACCCCUACUACACACAGCAGAUACCUCCUCAAGUGAAUGUGGGAGGGCCGAGGUUUGAGCGGCCAGUGAAUCAGUCAAAGCAGGCUCUCAGCAAUAUGCUGCGGAUGAGGAUGCCCACCAAUCAGUACCAGCCACAACCCCAGCCUGGUAUGCCGGGUUUCUCCGCAAACAUACAGCGUCAACAGUUUAUCAGGCAACAGAUGCAUGUGGAUCAGCCUCAACAAGGACCUAUGUAUCCUCAACAGCAAACCACAUCUCAGAUGUACCCAGGCAUGCAGCAGCCAGGUAUGAGUCAAGGUUAUGGAGCGUACUCUCAGCAACAGCCUCAGCAGCAGCACAUGAUGAGUCAACAGCAGCCUCAGCAGACUGCCAUGUUCCCUCAGCAGGCUGGCCCCAACAGUCAGUUUGGCAUGAGGCAGGAGUAUCAGCAGCAGCGUAACAUCCGUCCCCCUUACCUCCAGGCACCUAAUGUCACAAUGAACUCCAUGGGAGGACCACUGAGUCAGUCUCAGAGCACUCCACCUUACCCGAGACCUCAGCAGCAGCAGUUCCAGCAGGUUCAGAUGACGCAGCAGCAACAACAGCAGAGGAUGAGACAGAUGUUGUUACAACAGCAGCAGCAGCAACAACAACAAUCCCAGCAGCAACAACCUGGAAUGGUGUUACAUCGUCAGAUGACUGGCAGCCAGCCUCAGAAUCCAUAUAGCCACCAGCCACCACCUUACUAAGUACAGAACAAUACGCUGGCGAUGGAGCACAAAGAACCAGCAUUCUCCAGUUUCAAAUGUGCAACUUUCAAUCUCCAAAUGAUGUAAAGACAAUAUUUAUUUUGGUUAUAUGAGUUUACAAUUUUGUUAAUAUGCCAAAGGAACAAAUGUUCUAUUAGAUAUUAAAAUGUAUAUUUUUGAUCAUAGUAAAAUAAAGUACAAUAACCAUUGUACAAAAUUUAUAACUGAAGAAUAAAUAUGUUUUACACAUACUUUUAGUAUUACAUUUUAUUUAGUUCAAGUAUUGCUCCAUAAGAUUGCUUAGAUCGUUAUGAUAUGUUAAAAUGUGUCUUGACAUUACAAGGUAUCUAUUUAUAGAUCACAAUAGUUAGGUCACCCAAAAACAUUAUGUCAGCAAAUAAUUGUUACUACUCAGGUGUUAUAUUUUGUACUUAUAAUUAUCUAAAUGUAUUGUAUGCUUGAUAUUAUAAUAAAGUAAAAAGGAAAGACUUUUUAAUUACUUUAAAUCUCUUUUUCGUUUUAGUAAUGUAACAAAAACCUGUAAUCUUUCUGUUGUAUAUUAAUAGUCUUUCCGAAAAGUUAGUUCAGCUGAAUGAAAUCAAGUUCCUAGUUGUUCUCAAGGUGCCUAGUGAAUAAAAUUACAAGUUACAGUUAUUUAAACUCUAUAAAUGAACAUAUAAAAUGAAUUCUAAUACUUGAUUAGUAAUUACAGGAUUUGUCAGGAAAACAGUUUUUAGUUCAUAUAAAUAGCAUAAAGUUAUAAUUUUACAAUAACUUUUUUAUGAAUGAAACAGGUUAGGAAGCUUUUACAAAUAUGAACAUUAUUGAUUUAAACUUCUGUAGUUCAACAUUAUCCGUAACUAGGUUUAGUAUUAAUACUGAUAGUGUAAAUUAAAACAUCUAAAAUUGUAAUUGUAUUGUUAUGCAUUAGGCUCCAAUAUAUAUUAUUGAUAUAAUGUGAUAUGGAUUUUUAGGGGUGUGCAAGUCUUUUUUAGUAUGUUUUAUGUUCAAGCUAAUUUUGUGUGAAAUUCAUGGAUUUUGGUUAAUAUUAUACACUGUGGUAAGCCUAUUUUAAAGCAUAUCAUCUGCUUUCAUUUAAAUUGUUAAUACAGUUGAAAUCCUUUUUUCAGGUAAUGAGAUUAAUAAGGAAGCAUACACUUCACACAGCAAAUAAAGUAAAUAUUCAUCACUUUUUUAGACUCAAGUUUAAAUUCAAAAACUUAAUAUUUACUUAUUUGAUAAUACGAGAAAAUAUAAUUUGAAAAGCUCACCAUUUUAUUGAAGAUUCUAAAGAGUUAAAAGAGAUUGUUACAGACAACGGCAUACAGAGUCAAUAAUUUAUUAAAAUCAAACUAGACAUCUUAGAUCAAUCAAAUACAAGAAUUGUAUUUAUCCUUCCCACUUGUAUUACGAAAAAUCCAAUUGAUAAGAUAGGCACCAAACGAGUAUGACAGGAAUGUCACAAUGAACGUUUUUGUCUUCCGUCGCAAUCUGUAGUCCUUAAAACUGGUGAUAAAAUGCGUUAGAAUGUUACCUGAACGUUAGUCAGCAGCUACGCUCUUUUUGUUGUUUUUUAUCCAAAACUAGUUACUAUAGCAACCAAAUAUAAUUUUUUAAUGUACGCUGCCGUAUUUGACAGCUUUUUCUGAUUGGGGGAAGACAGUGCAAUUCUUGAAGUCUGCACGUAAGCUUUGUUCUUAUUAAGAAUUUCGUGUUAUAUGUUACAAAUUAAUAUUGUUUACAGUCACUGUGAGAUGGCUUUAAUUGGAAUUUCAAUUUGGUUUUUCUAAUUAUGAUUAUUUUUUCUGUUUUCAGUAAAUUGGAAAUGCCAUGUUUUGUUUUACUAUAAAUACCUACUAUUAAAAAAUCUGUUUUCAUUUUUUACUUCCUAUAAUAACUUCAGAAAUCUUAAUUCAAAUAGGACUUAAAGCUAAUUAACAUUAAUUGUUUAAAGCUUAAGAAUGUUAUCUGGAAGUAAAGAAGUUUAUAUCCAGUGCUCUAAGCAGUUUAAAUAUGUAAUAUCAUUCCAUACUUCUAAAAUGGUAUUAAAUAACAAUUGAUACCAUAAAUAACAACUUAAGGCGCUGUAUGGUUGUUGCUUUGUAUAAUUGGACUCUACUACAGUAUUGUGAUACAAAGUUUGCUUAAGGCACAGUUACAGAAAAUUUUUAUAUUUAUUUCCUAAUUUCAAUACAAAAUGGAGCCCAAGUGUUGUUGAACCGAACAGGCUAGUCUUCAUAUUAUUUUACUGAGAAUUCCAGUUGAACAUUAAGAGAAGGAAAACAGAUUUGGUUAAAUUAAUGAAAUCUAUUACAAUAAUUUUUCUUUGAGAGGACAACUAUAGAUUUAUUUUUUGCUCUGUUAACAUAUAGGAUCUGUACAUUUUGGAUCUUUCUAAACUCUAAAAUUAAAAGUGGAUAUUAAACUAUUUGCACACCUCUAUUAUUUAUUAGAAACUAAAAUAAUCUUGUUUAGUAAAUGUUGUGUAUUGUAUAUUAGUUUUUAUAUUUUAUUGUGAUUAAUUACCAUUUACUGUAUAUAAUGUGAAAGAAAAGUAUUUAUAAAAUCAUUUAUUUUUAA